Molecule: messenger RNA, 489 nt
Organism: Pseudomassariella vexata
Lineage: Eukaryota; Fungi; Ascomycota; Sordariomycetes; Amphisphaeriales; Pseudomassariaceae
Exons: 2
Coding region: 1-489 (162 amino acids)
Biological process (GO): endosome organization; regulation of protein localization
Cellular component (GO): endosome; BLOC-1 complex
Source: RefSeq, a predicted model, not a curated record
AUGUCUUCGUACUCGCCUCAGUACUACAGCGCCGCUGUGCCCAUUCCCACCAAGGACCAGCAGUACGCCAGCUACUACCACGGCAGUGGUGGUAGCAACUACUCUGCCUCGCCGCCUGAGGACAAUGACGCCUCUGUGACAUCUGGCGUCCCGUCGUAUGGCAACAGCAGCUACUCAGCCAAUGCUUCCACCUACGCUGAUAGUUCCAGCGGAGACUGGGAUAGCACUGGUUCAGCGAGCGGCGUUGACUUCAAUGAGUACAUCCACGACCGUUUUGCGGAGACCUUUGAUCCCAUCCCGCUUGAUCGCAGCUUGGCUUCGCAGGCGCAAACAUCGGGCCAGCUCAAUAACAAGCAGCGCGAGCUCAUGGAGCUACAGGCAAAAGCCCAAGCUCGACUCGCAAAGUCUCGCGCCCGCUUUCAGGAGGGCAUUCAAGAUGCGCAGGAAGUUCGCGCGAAUCUGGAGUGGACUUCGAAGAAAGUCUCGUGA